GGCAGGCAUACGAGUCAGAGUUCGUUAGAGAAUAGGAAACCAAUGAUUCCCAUAUGUCCAGUAGUCUCCUUCACCUAUGUGCCCAGCCGGCUAGGUGAAGAUGCCAAAAUGGCCACCGGCAACUACUUUGGAUUUACCCAUGGUGCUGGGGCCCAGUACAGUCAACAGCCGGCCGCUGGGGUUGCAUACACCCACCCCACUACAGUGGCCAGCUAUACUGUACAUCAAGCACCUGUGGCAGCGCACACAGUGGCAGCAGCCUAUGCCCCUACAGCCGCCACGGUUGCUGUUGCAAGGCCUGCGCCAGUCGCUGUAGCGGCUGCGGCUAAUGCUGCAGCUUUUGGGGGAUAUCAACCAGCCCAUGCUGCCACGGAUUAUGGAUAUGCUCAGAGACAGCCAGAAGUACCCCCACCACCACCUCCAGUCACCUCACAAAACUACCAGGACUCUUAUUCGUAUGUGCGGUCCACCGCUCCUGCUGUAGCGUAUGACAGUAAACAAUAUUACCAACAACCUGCAGCUACUCCAGCUGUGGCUGCUGCAGCAGCCCAACCACAACCCACUGUUGCUGAAUCCUACUAUCAGACUGCACCUAAAACCGGAUACAGCCAAGGCGCCACUCCGUACACCCAGACCCAGCAAACGCGUCAGGUUACAGUCGUAAAGCCAGCCACCCCCAGCCCUGCCACCUCAACCUUCUCCAUUUACCCAGUGUCCUCUGCAGUACAGCCGGUCGCAGCUGCAGCGGCAGCCUCUGUAGUGCCCUCUUACUCUCAGAGUCCCACCUACAGCACCAAUGCAGUCACGUACUCCGGAACAUCAUACUCGGGCUAUGAAGCGGCAGUGUAUUCGGCUGCCUCCUCUUACUAUCAGCAGCAGCAACAGCAGCAAAAACAGGCAGCCGUUGCAGCAGCAGCCACUGCCGCAUGGACCGGCAGUACAUUUACCAAGAAAACUCCCUUCCAGAACAAAACUCUGAAACCUAAACAGCCCCCUAAACCACCGCAGAUACAUUAUUGUGAUGUUUGCAAGAUCAGUUGUGCUGGACCCCAGACCUAUAAAGAGCAUCUCGAGGGUCAGAAGCACAAAAAGAAGGAAGCUGCACUGAAGGUGUCACAGAGCAGCAGUAGCAGCAGUGGAGGCGGGAGCUCUGCCCGUGGGACACAAAAUCAGUUGCGCUGCGAGCUCUGCGAUGUCUCCUGUACUGGGGCUGAUGCCUACGCUGCGCACAUCAGAGGAGCCAAACACCAGAAGGUUGUAAAAUUGCAUACCAAGCUAGGAAAGCCGAUCCCAUCCACUGAGCCCAGUGUGGUUUCCCAAUCUUCCACCUCCAGUACUGCAGCUCCGAAUAAAACUUCCAGCUCCAACAUCAACAGCUCCACAAGCACAUCAUCAAAUGCUUCUUCCUCUGUUUCUGCCUCUUACUUAAAAUCUGGCAGUAUGGCUGCUUCUGCUGCACAGGGCAAGAGUUCAGGAGCCAACAGUGUCUCUGUCAACAGCUCCUCUAUCAAGAAGGUCAACACACCCAAGAUCAACUUCGUUGGUGGAAACAAGUUACAAACCACUGCUUCUAAAAGUGACGAAUCCAAAGCUGAUGCAGCUAAAACUGCACAGUCUGCUGCGUCUGCACCAGCAGCAGAUGCAAAGAAUGACAUGCCUGACCCCAUGUCACCUCAGUCAGCACUUGCAGCCCUGCAGAGUGACGUUCAGCCUGUCGGACAUGACUAUGUUGAAGAGGUUAGGAAUGAUGAAGGCAAGGUUAUCCGGUUCCACUGCAAACUGUGUGAAUGCAGUUUCAAUGAUCCCAAUGCCAAGGAAAUGCAUUUGAAAGGAAGGAGACACCGACUGCAGUACAAGAAAAAGGUUAACCCAGAUCUCCAGGUGGAAGUGAAACCAAGCAUCCGUGCCAGGAAAAUUCAAGAGGAAAAAAUGAGGAAGCAGAUGCAAAAGGAAGAAUACUGGAGAAGACGCGAAGAAGAGGAGCGCUGGAGGAUGGAGAUGAGGCGCUAUGAAGAAGAUAUGUAUUGGCGGCGCAUGGAGGAAGAACAGCACCACUGGGAGGACAGGCGAAGAAUGCCUGAUGGAGGGUAUCCACAAGGUCCCCCUGGACCUCCUGGCCUACUUGGUGUGAGGCCUGGGAUGCCCAUUCCACAACCACAAGGACCAGUGCCACCACGUCGUCCUGAUUCCUCAGACGAUCGGUAUGUGAUGACCAAACAUGCAGCUAUUUACCCCUCUGAGGAUGAGCUCCAGGCCAUCCAGAAGAUCGUAUCAAUCACCGAGCGAGCACUUAAGCUUGUGUCUGACAUCAUCACUGACCAAGAUGCUGGUGCAAGUGCAAAGGGCAAAGAAGAGGACAAGGAAAAGAAAGAGCCUCCCAAAGACAGGUUGCUGAAAGGAGUGAUGCGGGUAGGUGUUCUUGCUAAGGGGCUUCUUCUGCGAGGGGAUAAAGAGGUCAACCUGGUCCUCCUCUGUUCUGAGAAGCCAACCAAGAAUCUGCUCACACGCAUUGUGGAACAUCUCCCUAAACAACUCACGAUGGUAACGCCAGAGAAAUACGAGGUAAAGGGCUCCAUCCAAGAGUCUGCCAUUAUCCUUACCUCUUGUGGUGAUCCCAAGAUGCAGGUGACCAUCACCCUGACUUCACCCAUCAUUCGAGAGGAGAGCAGCCGGGACGGAGAUGUAACCUCGAGUAUGGUGAAAGACCCAGCGGACGUCUUGGACAGGCAAAAAUGCCUUGACGCUCUGGCUGCCCUACGCCACGCUAAGUGGUUCCAGGCUAGGGCUAAUGGACUCCAGUCAUGUGUGAUUGUCAUUCGAAUACUGCGUGACCUUUGUCAGAGAGUACCUACCUGGUCUGCAUUUCCUAGCUGGGCUAUGGAGCUACUGGUGGAGAAGGCCAUCAGCAGUGCCUCUGGACCAAUGAGCCCUGGAGAUGCUCUGCGAAGAGUCUUUGAAUGUAUUUCCUCAGGCAUCCUGCUAUCAGGUGCUCCAGGAUUGAUUGACCCCUGUGAGAAGAAUCCAACAGAUACACUAGCAUUCAUGGAAGAGCAACAGAGAGAGGACAUUACGUCAAGCGCUCAGUUUGCCUUGAGGCUGCUGGCAUUCCGGCAGAUUCACAAGGUUCUGGGUAUGGACCCAUUGCCCCAGAUGAACUCCCGCUUCAACGUACGGAAUACCCGCAAGAGGCGUCGUGACAAUAGUGAUGGGGCUGAUGGAUUUGAAGCUGAAGGCAAGAAGGACAAAAAGGACUACGAGGGGUUCUGAAGUACACUACAGUACAACUAGUCCUUUUUUUCCCUGCACCGUUUCCAAUCCUAUUCAUUCCAGGAAUACAUAACGCUAUUUCUGUUGACCUCUGUGCAUGCCGAUUACUAGUCUUUAGAAAUGUUUUUUUUAAAAGCUGGUAAAGACCUAAUGAUGGCCACUUGAGGAGAUGCCAGGCUUCAUUUCCUUAACACCCAGACUGUAGUCCAUCUCAAUUGUUUAGUCUGGUGUCUUGGCUUAAAGAUUUGAAAUGCGCACAAACCAGAGAAGUUAAGCCUAAUGUUCAUGCUCCAUUCAGCACAUCAGAUGUAAAAUUUUUCACCAUCUUCAGAUCUCUUAUGAAUCCAAGGCUAGGCAGUUUUAGAGCUGUGUACUUGCAUCAGUGUGAAACCGGUUCAUUCUUUAAAGUAUAUCUUAACCUUCCUGUCAUAUGUGUGAAGUAACUUUGACAAUUGCUUCCCUGGCUUUGCAGUAAUUUUAGUUGUGUUCAUAAUUUAUUUUGAUUGGAGACAUUCCUCUUAAAACCACAAGAUCAAAGAGUAAAUGAUCGAUUAAUGCGAGCUGUUAGUCCUGUUAUGAUGAAUGUGAUGCCAUUGACUGGACGUGGAUUUAUUUUAAGCAUGUACUUCCCAUUGCUCAUGCAUUCUAAAGGCCGGGUUGGCUUUUAAACCAUUUGUAAGUUUGUCAUUGGCAAAUUCAUAUCCUUGAAGUGUCUCUAGAACCUUGUUCCUUCUGUUUGCUUAAUGCGAGUGAUGUUAGGCUGUAAGUGUGCUCUGAUAUCCACAGGCCUCUGUUGUGUAGCUGUUGCGUUUCUCAGACCUGGGCCAAAUACCAGAACUAUUAAUCGAUUUUCUCAGUAAGUUUAAUUUCAAAUUGAGUUGUUACAGUCAUUUUGGAGCAGUUGUUCACAGGGAUUUCUAUAAAAAGUGAGCAUUGGAGGUGUUUUUAAAUAAAAUUUAAAAAACAUUGGUUUACUUUUCUUUAAACUGUAAUUGACCCAGGUCUGCCUGUGUUUUAUUUCUUUUUCUGUUCAUAAUAUUGUAAACCCUAAAUGUAUCUUUAAGUGUGAUCAUAUAACUAUAUGAUCUCUAAUAUAUGAUCAUUUAAUAAACCUGUAUCUAAUCUUCCAGUAGAUCUUCAAAAACAAAUGCUUGUAUGGUUUUAAAGCACAGGAAUGUUUUUUUUUUUCUUAUGUUCUGUUUUUAUGGGUUUUGUUUUACUGAUUGAUAGAUGCAUAGUUGCUUGCUCUUAAGUUUGGUUUCUGAUUCAAAGUUUGUUGAAUAUCUGUUAAAGAAGAGAAGGACAAAAGUGAAAAAUAUCUGUGUUGUAACUGCAGAUGUAUGUAGACUUACCCUUUGAUGCUUGUCAUUCACUGUCAAGGUACUACUGCAUUACAAUGCAUAUAAUAAAACAUUUCUGGAACAA
Messenger RNA from Danio rerio (zebrafish), 4692 nucleotides. RefSeq names its product zinc finger RNA binding protein (gene zfr). Gene Ontology annotation, cellular component: cytoplasm; nucleus. NCBI's taxonomy places the organism in Eukaryota, Metazoa, Chordata, Actinopteri, Cypriniformes, Danionidae. The record is from RefSeq and is marked validated. Gene Ontology annotation, molecular function: zinc ion binding; nucleic acid binding.